UUUUCCAUUCUGAGACCAUGGUUAGGAAAGUUGCAGUGAUUGGUGCUGGCUGCAGUGGAUUAACUGCCAUUAAAUGCUGCCUAGAUGAAGGUCUGGAGCCCACUUGCUUUGAAAGGACUGAAGAUAUUGGGGGACUCUGGAGAUUUAAGGAUGUCCCAGAAGAGGGCAGAGCCAGUAUUUACCAAUCUGUCAUCAUCAAUACAUCCAAGGAGAUGAUGUGUUACAGUGAUUACCCUAUUCCUGAUGACCUCCCGAAUUAUAUGCAUAAUUCCAAAUUGCUACAGUAUUUCCGUCAAUAUGCUGAACAUUUUCACCUCCUGAAAUGUAUCCAGCUAAAGACUGCUGUUUGCAGCGUUAAGAAACGUCCAGAUUUUCUCACCACUGGUCAGUGGGAUGUUGUCACAGAGACUGAAGGAAAGCAGCAGACUCAUGUCUUUGAUGCUAUACUCGUCUGUUCUGGUCAUCACUCAACUGCAAAUCUACCACUUCACACUUUUCCAGGCAUUGACAAGUUCAAAGGCACGUAUUUCCACAGUCGUGACUACAAAACAGCAGAACCUUUCAGGAACAAAAGAGUAGUAGUGGUUGGUAUUGGAAACACGGCAGUGGACCUGGUGGUGGAGCUUAGCGCUGUGGCUAAACAGGUUUUUCUAAGCACCAGGAGAGGAGCAUGGCUACUAAACCGUGUUGCUGAUCAGGGCUAUCCAUUGGAUAUAGUCCUCUUCACUCGUUUCUACAGCAUUUUUCAAGUUGCAUUUCCGAGUCUGACAAAUAACUAUUUGGAGCAUAAAGUCAACUCCAGGGUUGACCAUGAAAACUUUGGCCUAAAACCACAGCACAGGUUCCUCAGCCAACAUCCUACAAUUAGUGAUGAUCUCCCCAAUCGCAUUAUCUCUGGCAAAGUUCUUAUGAAGACUAAUAUAAAACAGUUUACAGAGACCGAUGCCAUAUUUGAAGAUGGCACAGUUGAGAAAGACAUUGACGUUGUCAUUUUUGCCACAGGAUACCGUGUAUCAUUUCCCUUCUUUGAUGAGUCUAUCCUAAAGGUGGAAAAUAAUGAAGUACCUUUGUAUAAAAGGGUAUUUCCUCCACAUCUGGAAAAACAUACGCUAGCUUGCAUUGGCUACAUCCAACCUCUUGGUGCUAUAAUGCCUGUUUCUGAGAUGCAAACGCGCUGGGCAACAAGAGUCUUUAAAGGUCUGAGUCAGUUACCAUCCAUGCAUGACAUGAAGAUGGAAAUAAACAAUAGAAAAGAAGAAAAUCAGAAAAGGUAUGUCAAAAGUGAUCGUCAUACCAUACAAGUGGAUUAUGUGCCAUACAUGGAUGAAAUCGCAGAGGAGAUAGGCUGCAAGCCUAAUAUUAUGAAGUUAUUCCUGACAGAUCCUAAGCUGGCCUGGCAGAUGUUCUUUGGUCCAUGCUCACCUUACCAGUACCGCCUGUGUGGACCAGGGCAGUGGAGGGGUGCCAGGAAAGCAAUUUUUACUCAGCACGACCGUAUCGUCAAGCCCACAAAGACCCGUGUCCUGAAUAAUGACUCUGCUCACAGUUUCUUCCCUUUUACUCUGAAGCUCAUUGCCAUACUGAUUUUUUUUGCUGCCAUAUAUUUCUCUGUGUAAACUGGGCAUCUAAUACACUGCGUGAGAUGUAAUGAAGUCCAAGUUCAGCGGACGUGCGAGAUGACGGCUGAGCUUGUUUUUUUAUUUAAAGGGGCAAUCAUUUACAAGUCUAAACCAUACCUUGUAAAUGAAUGCCCCUUUAAAAAAAAAGUCUGAGUUCCCGCACGCCCACUGGACUCGGACAUCAUUGCAUCCUGGUUAUAGAUGAAACUUUUUGAGCAGAGUAGAUAUAGAGAAAUGCUUUCAUUAAUCAGUGAUAUCUGUUCCCCAUUAUUUGAUAAACUAUUACUUGAAAUUAGAUAAAUGCUAAUGCAAGUCACUGUACUUAAAGUAAGAAGCUUACAAAAAGUUCAAGUAAAAAUGCAAUUAACUAUGAAACAGAAGUUUACAGGAGGAUCCACAAUUGAUCCACAACUUUACUGUAUUAAAUGUAUCAUACAUUAUAUACAAGAGUGCUAAGGGGCACACUCAAUUGCGAGCAAAAUUUUCAUUAUCUAUUUUUCUGGCUGCCGCAGGGUUUUCCAUAUUUAGCUGCCCGAGAAAAGUUCUUCCAGCUUUAGAGCAGGUGAAAAGUCAGGGAAAAUCCCUAUUUUAAGGUAAAAAUGUCAGUGCUUGGUUCAAAAUCCAUGGGACACCCCUUCCCAUUAUUACUAGUUAGGCAAUUGGAAGUUACAUAUACCUAAAUUGGCCCAAUAAUUACAUGUCAUUACUGUGAUUAGAAAAUUGCCUCAAAUUACCCCCAAAACAUCUUUCUCUAUUUGUUCUGAACUUUUCAGUUUUAUUUGUUUGUAAUGUAUGUAAACGGAAAAAGUUUGCUUUUUAGAAUUUUUUUUUUACUGGUUUUAAAAAAUGUACAAAUCAUCUAUUUUUAGCAUUUUCAAAGCACAAAAUAUUUUUAAUUGGGACAGGAAUAGACUAAUAUAUACUGUUAGAAAUUAUUUUUAUUUUUGUUGGUACAGGCUGAUCUCAAUCCUGUUUUUUAUGAGAUAUUUUGCAAGAAAAAUUCCAAAUGUGUUGACCCUCUUUUAUCCCACGAACGGAUCACAGGUGCAAAUUUGCUGUGAUUGCGAUUAUGUGCCCCCAUUUACAGCAAAUGUGCUGGAGCAUGCACACUAUGCGUCCCUAUAGAACUAGGUGCAUGCGCAUUGACUGAGAACAUUCUGUUUGUAGCAAACGACCCAGGGCACAUCCAGAGGCGUAGCUACACCUUUGGGGGCCCCAUAGCACAAUUUCCACGGGGCCCCCAGCGCACCCCCCCCCCCCACUCCCCCCCCUCCCCAGCCCCAGACUACUUACUUAGGGCUCAGUCCCUCAACCUCUUUCCCCCGAUGGUGGCCAGAGAGCGGGUGGAGCUGGUAUGCGGGCGCUCACCUUAAAUGUCCCGUGCUGGCUGCUCUGCAGGAUCGCCCGGCCUUGCUAUGUUCUCUCUCCUCACUGACUUAAACAGGGAGGAGGCAGGGCUGUAGUCCGGGGAUGUCCCUGCAAGCACAGCCGCGCUUCCUCUCAGCUUCUGACUGUGAGGAGAGACGGAGCGGCCAGGAGAGAAGUUAAAUAAAAAGCAGUACAAAUAGGUGCAGGGAGAGUGCAGGGCCCCGGAGGCAGCCAGGGCCCCAUAACAGUGCACUCCCUGCACCUAUGGUAGCUACGCCCUUGGGCACCUCCAUUCCUCAACCAAUUUUUUCAGUCAGAUGUCAGGAGGGUGCACACCAGCACUUAUGAAAAAAUGGUCACUUAUAGCCACUGUAAUUUUUACCACAAAAAUCACGCACUUAAUUGGAUACUCUUCUAAGCAGUGCCAGAGUCUUUGCUGUCAAUGUGCAGGCGCCAUCUUCCCGAAAAUAUCACUAGGAAGAUGGCGCCAGCCUGUAUAAUUAUUCUCAGAGUCAGGAGGGAGGGCUGAGGACAGCAGACCCAGGCCCUGCCAACUUGCCAAGCCGAUCCAGCAGCCUAGUCCCGGGUAAUUAGUACCUGCUCCUCCACUCUCUUGGCGCCAAUGUGUGUGGCGCACAAAUACUGAGCAGUUUAUCUCUUAAUUGUAGAGGUGAGCUUGGACAUGAAACACAGUGGUUUCACAGUAACAGAUACCAGUGUGUCAAUGUAAAUCUCUCCCCACAUUUGCCAUUUUCCCUUUCCAGCAGCACAACAUGGUUUAGUCAAGUUAUAAAAUUCCACCAACAGUCUGGAUUUAUUCCCAACUUUAAAUGGGGCUCUGCCUGGACAAUUCUAGAACAUUGGCCAGCACACAGGGCUGGCAACAGAAAUCUUGGGGCCCCGUACAAUGAUAUCUCUGGGGCCCCCUCAUAUAUAUAUAUAUUAAAGCGUAAUGGAAUUUGAUGCACUAUAUAAUAAACUGUUACAUUGUGGUGUGGAUCUGAGACUAAAAGUAACAGAAGAAAAAAGAAGCAAGGAAGAUAUACACACCAUAAAAUAGACUGAAACGGAGUGUGGCGACAAGAAUGAACUGAAGAUUACAGAGGAGGUCGACCGUUUUGUGGAAACGAGUUCUACUAAAUACAAUGAGCCAGAGGAAAGUCACAAUCUCUAUAUGUCGAAACCAGAAAAACUGAGAGCCACGGAGUCUAAACAAGAUUCCGACAGAGACUUGGACUUAAAAGACCAGGGGAUCGACAGGCACUGUGUCAAGCCGUAAUCCGGUACGCAAUAUUAUUCUUGCGUGUGACGAAAACUUUACUAAAGGAUACUACACUAUAGGCGCUCUGUUGUUUCUUCCUCUAUUUUCAGAUUUCUCUUUGGGCUACGAAUACCUAGUGGCACAUUUUGAAGAACUGAGCAGCCACCCGAUAAAACGGGGAGAGUGUGGACUGUUGGUUAAUCAAACCUUGAACUAGUUGAAAAAACUUAUUUACUGGACUGGUCAUUUAACCAAUUUAUUUCUGACUGCAGAUUGCACUUUUUACAGUGAGGCAUUACGCAUAAAUUUGACGAGCGCACUGAUUCACUCAUUUAUAAAAUAAAUAUAUAUGUAUACAAAUAUAUACAUUUGUAUUUCUCUUCUUCCCCACACACACCACAGUCUGUCUCUCCCCAAUGACUCCAUGCUACAUUCACAGCUCCCCCACCCCAUCCCAAAGCCCUGUAUCCCCUCACCAAUUCACUCUUACCCUGGGAAGAGACUCACCUGUGCUGCACUCACCAGUAUCCAGAACCAAACGCUUCACAGCAGGAACCAUGCGGCCCUCACUCCCCACCAGAAGAAGCCAGCACUGGGCACAGGAAUCCUGGCCAGUGGUGCUGCUGGCAUGUACCGUAACUGACUGCAACAGAGCUGGACACGGAAGAGCAGGCGCACACUGCGCUGCACAGUCACUGUGUGUGAGAGGCUGCACUGUGUCACUCUGAGGCUGCAACCACACUGCCUACGGCUCGCUACACUAUUUGAACAAGACGGCUUGCAUCCCUGCUGGGCAUUAAGCAGUAUAUAGUUGGGGCCCCUCUGAUCCUUGGGGCCCUGUACAAGUGUCCCCUUUGACUCCCCGUUUCUGGCCCUGACAGCCCACACCUUUCACUUGGCUUUAUAAUGACACCUGAACAUUUGUGAGACCUCACAUUACUCCAGUCACAUGGGGGUAAUUUAGACCUGAUCAUUAGGUUGCGUUUUCUCACAGCCUGCGAUCAGGUCUAAACUGCGCAUGCAUAUGCACCACAAUGCGCAGGUGCGUUGCACGGGUGCAAAGCGGAUCACAACUCAGCGAUGGGUUUGUGCGAAGAAUUCAUUUGCACAGGGGAUCGCUAGGAGAUUGACGGGAAGGGGGCGUUUCUGGGUGGCAACUGACUGUUUUGUGGGAGUGUCUGGAAAAAUGCAGGCAUGUCCAAGCGUUUGCAGGGUGGGUGUCUGACGUCAAUUCCAGUUCCGAUCAGGCUGAAGUGAUCGCAGUGGCUAAGUCCUGGGCUGCGCAGAGACUGCACAAAAUCAGUUUGUGCAGCUUGACUACACAUGCGUUCGCACACUUGCACAACUAAAAUACAUUCCUCUCUGUAGGCGGUGACUAUCUGAUCGCAGCAGCACAAAAAUCGCCUGCUAGCGAUCAGGUCUGAAUUACCCCUAUUGUGUGCCUGGCUGUCACAUUCCUUCACAUUAUACUUUUGGAAACACAUUGCUUCCCCUGAGUGUUGCACAAUUAUCCCCUGAUUGUUGCACAAUUAUCCACUUUCAGUCAUUUCACCAGUCGUGUUAAACCAAAUUCUGCAUUGUUCUGCUUUGAAGUUGCUGAUGACUGGUUAACUUAUUAUAUAUAGUGGCUGCAGGUUAUAAUAAGGUACACAGUAGUAACAGAUGCUUAAAACGAUGUGUACAAUAACAAAACACCCAUCUUGGAUAAAUGCUUUGUUUAAAGGUAAUUACAAUGCUAAGAAUGUAUACUGUACUACAGCUUUAUCUGAGCUUAUAAAUGCUCUUUAUCUGAAUAAAACAUUUU
This is a messenger RNA of Pseudophryne corroboree (corroboree frog), 6052 nucleotides long. Its product is annotated as flavin-containing monooxygenase 5-like. Gene Ontology annotation, molecular function: flavin adenine dinucleotide binding; N,N-dimethylaniline monooxygenase activity; NADP binding. NCBI's taxonomy places the organism in Eukaryota, Metazoa, Chordata, Amphibia, Anura, Myobatrachidae. The coding region runs from base 18 to 1616 and encodes 532 amino acids. The transcript has 8 exons. The record is from RefSeq and is a predicted model, not a curated record.